Pogona vitticeps (central bearded dragon) is the source of this 6764-nucleotide messenger RNA. It is a transcript of the gene LPIN2, whose product is annotated as lipin 2. Gene Ontology annotation, cellular component: cytosol; nucleus; endoplasmic reticulum membrane. The record is from RefSeq and is a predicted model, not a curated record. NCBI's taxonomy places the organism in Eukaryota, Metazoa, Chordata, Lepidosauria, Squamata, Agamidae. Gene Ontology annotation, biological process: positive regulation of transcription by RNA polymerase II; cellular response to insulin stimulus; fatty acid catabolic process. Gene Ontology annotation, molecular function: transcription coactivator activity; phosphatidate phosphatase activity.
UUCUUUCUCCCUCAGUCCUCCUCUUGCCUCCCUCGCCGCUUCGGCUGUUCGGCGACGGGGAGGAGCCAGAAUUUCCGCUGAGCGCGCGCCUGCGUGCGUCACCCUCCUCCUCCUCCUCCAGUCGCGGGCUGGUUCCCUUUCCUGCCCAUUCGGUUCAUUCAACCGCCGCCUCGAGCGUCGACCGGUGGUGGGUGGCUGGUUCGCCCUCACGUCGCCUCGCGCCUGACCCCCCCCCCCGGCUUCCCAUUCCGUUGAGCAAGAGUGAGGGAGGUUGGAAAAAAAGCCUUGAAUUAUGAACUACGUGGGACAACUUGCAGGACUUCUGGUUACUGUGAAGGAACUCUACAAAGGCAUUAAUCAGGCAACACUUUCAGGAUGCAUUGAUGUAAUUGUAGUUCGGCAGCAAGAUGGUUCAUACAUGUGCUCACCGUUCCAUGUCCGGUUUGGGAAGCUUGGUGUCUUACGUUCCAAAGAGAAAGUGAUUGAUAUUGAAAUUAACGGAGAAGCAGUUGAUCUUCAUAUGAAGCUGGGUGAUAACGGAGAAGCUUUUUUUGUGCAGGAAGCCGAAGAAAAAUUUGAAAAAGUUCCUGCACAUUUGGCAACAUCACCAAUUCCUACAGAUACCCACUUCUUCAAAGAAACUGAUGAUGAUUUGCUAAAGUUAAGUGAAAAUGAAAGAAUGUGUCCAAGCUCAGAAAUCCCACAAAUUCUGGAAACAGAACCUGUUUUUUCCUCUGGGUCAGUGAAGAAGAAGAAGCGGAGGAAAAGAAAAUGCAAACAAGAUACAAAGAAAGAUGAUCACAUCUCUUCUCCUGGAAGUGAAGAAGUCUUUGAAAUGGAAAUGAGUUCUGAUGAUGAGAGAAAUAUUCAGCCUGUUAGAAGCGCCCCAGAUUCCCCACUGAAGGAUGAGGAGUAUAAGGAAUCAUUGAUUUAUCACUCAAAUGAUCAUUACCCCUUAUCAGAUGGAGACUGGUCACCUUUGGAGAACACCUUUAGCAAGACAACGUGUCCUAAAAGUGAUUCGGAACUGGAAGUUAAGCCUGCAGACAGCUUGCUUAGAGUAGAGUCUCACAUGGAAUGGACGUGGGGAGGCUUUCCAGAAUCUACCAAGAUAAGCAAGAAGGAAAAAUCAGAGCAUCCUAGAACAGCCACAAUAACUCCAUCAGAAAAGACUCAUUUUAGGGUCAUAUCCAGCACAGAUGCAGUGGAAGAUGAUGUUUUGGUGAAUGAUUCUGUCUGUACAGUACUAAAACCUGAACCAAGGAGUCAUCCUCUACUAAAGGAACUAGAUAUUAAAGAGAAACUUACUACUUCAGCAACAGAACCUGUUAUAGAAGUGCUUCAGAGUUCAUCUUCAUCAUACUCUGAUGUUCUUCCCAGUCCAUUGGUGGGUUCUACAUCAGAAGUUAAGCCACCAGCAAAACUGGAUUCUCCAUCAAAGAGAAAAGGGAUACAUAAGAGAAGCCAUCACCAAGGGCCCGCUGACAUAUAUUUGGAUGACCUAACAGCUUUGGAACCUGAAGUUGCAGCUCUUUAUUUUCCGAAAAGUGACUCUGAUCCAGGUUCCAGACAGUGGAUAGAGUCUGAUACCCUCUCUGGCUCUCAGUCUCCACAGUCAGUUGGAAGCGCAGCUGCAGAUAGUGGUACGGAAUGUAUGUCUGAUUCUGCAAUGGACUUGCCUGAUGUCACAUUAUCACUUUGUGGAGGUCUUAGUGAAAAUGGAGAGAUAUUGAAAGAAAAGUUCUUGGAACAUAUCAUUACUUACCAUGAAUUUGCUGAGAACCCAGGACUUAUAGACAACCCUAAUCUUGUAAUAAGGAUAUACAACAGGUAUUAUAAUUGGGCAUUGGCAGCUCCUAUGAUUCUCAGCUUGCAGGUGUUCCAGAAGAGCUUGCCACAGGCCACAGUUGAGUCCUGGAUAAAAGACAAGAUGCCAAAAAAGUCUGGGGGAUGGUGGUUUUGGCGUAAAAAGGACAGCUUGAUCAAACAGCUUCCAGAAACAAAAGAGGGAAAAUCUGAGGCUCCAAAAAAUGACCUGUCAACAAGUACGAAGGAUCAAGUUGACAGUCGGCCUGCAAAUGAUUAUUCUUCCAGUGAUGAUGAAGGAUCACAAGAACUGAAAGAAUCUUUAGAAACAAAUUCUGCUUCACUUGAACAUCCAAGCCAUGGAAAUGCUACCUCUUAUAAAAAGUCACUUCGGUUGUCUUCAGAGCAAAUUGAAAAAUUGAAGCUUAAAGAUGGACCAAAUGAUGUUGUGUUCAGCAUUACAACUCAGUAUCAAGGAACUUGCCGCUGUGCAGGAACAAUAUAUCUGUGGAACUGGAAUGACAAAAUAGUUAUUUCUGAUAUUGAUGGAACCAUAACCAAGUCUGAUGCUUUAGGACAGAUUUUACCACAGCUUGGCAAAGAUUGGACACAUCAAGGCAUUGCAAAACUCUACCAUUCUAUUAAUGAGAAUGGCUAUAAGUUUCUGUAUUGUUCAGCCCGUGCCAUUGGAAUGGCAGAUAUGACAAGAGGGUAUUUACACUGGGUCAAUGACAAAGGAACAAUUCUGCCCAGAGGGCCAUUAAUGUUGUCUCCCAGCAGUUUAUUUUCUGCUUUUCAUAGGGAAGUGAUUGAAAAGAAGCCUGAAAAAUUCAAAAUUGAGUGUUUAAAUGAUAUCAAGAACUUAUUUGCCCCAUGUGAACAACCUUUCUAUGCUGCUUUUGGAAACAGACCUAAUGAUGUGUAUGCCUACAUGAAAGUUGGAGUUCCAGUGUGUCGAAUAUUCACAGUCAACCCAAAAGGUGAACUGAUUCAGGAGCAGACAAAGGGGAACAAAUCUUCAUAUUGCAGACUGAGUGAACUCGUGGAACAUGUGUUUCCACUUCUUAAUAAAGAACAGAACUCUGCUUUUGUAUGUCCAGAAUUCAGCUCCUUCUGCUAUUGGAGACAGCAGCUUCCUGAGGUGAACGUAGAAGACUUAUCUUGAACAGCACUCUUUGCACAUAACUUCCGCCUACAGACUAUAACUGUCCUUUCAGUACCAUAUGUCUUACUAAAUACAGGAAGUGCCAUUGGUCUGGCACACACCAGUGAAAUGCAAGGCUGAUCUAUGUUCUUCAGACAUUCUCACUGAUUGAUUCAAGGCAUUGAAAAGAUUGUUAUCCUUUGAAAUAACAGACCCGUCAUGAUGACAAGAUGAAAAAAGAUGGGAAUUUAGUGCAUCUUCACAUAUACAAAUUACAGUGGACGUAUGUUUCAUAUACUAGUUUCCUUAAUAUAUUAUCUCAAAGAAAGCAGAGAAGUGUGUAGAGUUGAUUGCAAAAACUUUAAGCCGAUUACAGGGAUCGUAUUUAAGUUAGCACUAAAGCUGUUUCCAGAGGCAGCAUCUGACAUUUCAAUUCAGUAAAAAUGUCUUUUACCAAACAAUAUAUAUGUAUUUAGUGGACAUUCUCAGUUUUACUGUGUCUCGCAGGAACUGAGGAUUGAAGUGGGGAUGCUUAUAUUAGCUUCCAAUCAUGAUUGCUCUGCUUCUUCCAUUUUUAAAAAUAUUACACAUAGUGAUUUGGCUGUCUCAGAUAAUUUUUGUUACUUGCAGCAUUUUUUUAAACUUUAUACGCUGUUGUGUGACAUUGGAGGUCUACAAAGUGGUAAGAUCAUCUUUGCAGUUAUCUCUUAAUUGCAUUUGCUGUGUAUGCAGUGUAUAGAGAACUAGGCAACAUAAAAUUUUCAGGGAUAAAGGCUUGUUUUAUAUCACGAAGGUACUGUAUAUUAAUCUUUGAAAACUGGGAAUACUUCUAUGUUAUUACAGAACUCUGUAUCAGGGUUUGUCAGAUUGACAAAAGUGACACCGAACAGUAGGGUCCAAAUGAAGAAUGCUGUGCAUCAGCUAUACAUUUCAUGUCUGAUAACUAAGAUUACACAUAUUAUUCAGCUGUGUGAACUCCUGAUUGAAAUAGCUGCUUACUUUUCAUUCUUCUGCCUGUUUUUUCCAUUUUUGCACAAAGCUACAAGAUGAAAUAAUAUAUGUAAAUAAACAGUUUUCAGCCAAUUUCCUGCCAGGCAGUCAUAGCUUCCUAUGAAACCAGCAGAGAUUAUCUGACAGCUAAAUUUUUCAGGUCAGUAUAUAACAUGUACUUAGGGUCAGAUCUUGAGAAUGGACAGAGAUGAAACACUGGCACCACUUGGGAAUGGCUAGUCCUUUUUGCAUCAUGUGAAGCUUCCAUAUAAACAAAAGUUUAUAUUCUAUAUAAAUAAUAGCAAUAGUUCUACAGUUCCCAUAAUUCUUCACUUUUGGCUGUGCUGACUGGAAAUGAUGGGAGUUGUAAUACAAAAAUGCAAAGAACCACUAUUGUCAACGUCUGAGGUAGACAUUUUGAUAUUAUGUGUUCUAUGUCUGAUAUGAACUGUAAAGCUUCACCUUCAGGUUUACUGCUGAUUAUGGUUUUAUGCUGGGUCAUUUGGGGUGAUACAAGCUUAAAAACUAGAUGCUACUCUUGUCUUUGGAUACAUUCAUUCAUGGAGAUCUUUCUGAGUGUCCAAAUUAGUGGCUUGGUUCUUAGGACAUAUGAUCAGGAAAUAUAAUGGAAGACUUGGAAAUCUCUUGUGUAAUUACAGCAGUAGUGAAUAGGGAUGUGCAUUUUAGAUUUUUGGACUACAAAUCCCAUAAUUCUCCAUCCUGAAAGACCCACCUGCCAGACUCAGGCCGUACAGACACCUAAAUUAUGUUCACCUGGAGCCUUAUUGCUGGGAUAGGCCCAACUUCCUAUUUGAAAAGACAGUGGUCUUGAUUAUUGCUAGGAAGCUUCCUUUUCAAAUAGGAGGUUAGGCCUACCCCAGCAAUGACAACUGCUAGCUGGGCUUUCUCUCCAGGUGAGCACAAUAUAGGUGUCUGUAAAAUAUGGGUCUGGCAUUUGGGAUUCCCAGGAUGGAAAUGUAUGAGAUUUGUAGACCAACGCACCCCACAAGUACACAUAUGAAUAGUGAUCCAUGUGAAAUAUAGCUUAUUAAACUGUGGGUUAAUCUGGAGUGUUUGAAAAGAUUCUCCAGUUAGAGUGGGGCUGUAGAAUCUGUGGUUCUCCAGAUGUUAAUUUUCAAUUUCCAUCAACCCGUUCCAGCUUGGACAAUGAAGAGGUGUAAUGGGUGGAGGAAUUCUCAUUUGGAGGGCUGAAUUUUCCCCACUCCGAUUUAGGCAUUAAUUCAAUACAGCAACAAUGUAUACAUUUCCCAACACAAGAAAGUACAAAUUAGAAAAUUCUUGUUAAAAAAAACCUGCCAAUACUGGAUAAAAUUUAUUUCAGAAUAUAAACUUUGUUUACUUUAUUUCCUUGCAUUCUGUAAGCACUCUGGAAGCUUGACGUCUGCUAGAUGGAUAUUCUAGCUUGACUAGAAAGCCUUGGUUUCUUCCUCUGUAUUCCACACUUUUAGUAACAAUUACAUUAUUUGUAGUACAUCAUCUUGCUCCUUCAGAAACCAACAAUAGCAUUGGCUGAAGUGAAUAUUUCUGUGACAAAGUGGUUGGAAUAGAAAAUCUGCAUUUGCUUUUGAAUGUUAAGAAUUUCCAAAAGACUUCUGGAAUAUUUCCCUUUUAUAAUUAUAAGCAGACCAAAAUUUGUUACUCAUAUGUUUAAUGCUGAAGAGUGCUCUUGAGUCAUCUCGAUCCAAACAGUUGGAAAUACAUAUGCACUUCUAACAAUGGUAUGCUAUUGUUUAUCAUCUCUUGGUCUCACUUAAGAUAGUACUAUGUAGACCAUUAUACAGUAAGUUUGGAUCCUACCUCAGUGACUCUAGAGCAGGCUAAUGGUAAACAGCAAUAUUGGGGCACUGGCUAAUCGUCUCUUUGAGCUCCUCUUGAUUCUAUUUCCUUGCUGCAGUGGUAAUGGAUGGCUUGAAACUGGUUUUGGGAAACAAAGCUUGUACUACAUCUAUUUCAGAUCAGCAUCGUAGCUUAUUCUUUCUGUGAAAGAGACCGAUUUGUGCGUAAGAACAAGCAAUCUUAAUGUUUUUUUUAAAUUACAUUUUGUUUUACUUUGGAAAUGUUUUUGAACAGUUUCUGCUGCACCUCUCCAAUUACUUUCUUGGACUUUGUCAUAUAAGGUGAAUAUGACUGUUUUAAUAUCUCUGCAGCACUUAGAUUAAAAUAUAACAAUCAAGUUAUUCUGUAUCACAGUGUAUGGUUUGGGAUUUAAAUGUUGUAUUCAGCCUUGUAUUUGCAGGAGUGUAUUUGUGUGAGUGUGAGUGAGUGAGAGAGAAAUUCAAAAGUAUUCCUGGUACAUAAAGCAGCAGAUAUGAUCCUUGAAAAAACUUCUCUGUUGUUAUUAGUAUACUGUUUCAAGAAUUUAGUCUUAUCUGGAAAAGUCUUAAUGGCUAAAUUACCUUACUUAGAAUUGGAAACAUUCAAAGUGAAUUCAGUUUAUGUUAGUAUAACUAUGAUCAUUGAAGUGUUAAAUACAGUGAAUAGAGUUCUUAACAAUAAGAAAUAUACAUCCAAAGUAAUGCUUUUGAGCCUUUCCUUUUAGCUAAGAAAGUUGCUUUUGUUAAUCAGCAACAUGUUGAGAUACAGGUUUUUAGAAUAAAUCUGCAUGUUGAUUGAUUCCGAAUGUAAGGGAACAGAACUCUUCAAUACUUUGUUUAAUUGUUAUGAACAAUUUUUUGCUUUAACUGAACUUUACUGGUAAAUCAGUGAAUAUUCUCACACAGUGUUUUUUUGUAAAGACUGUGUCUGUUUAAAAAUAAUACCACUUUGCUGUAUUUAAUAAAAUUGACAGUAAUAUUUCACCUAA